Molecule: messenger RNA, 1176 nt
Organism: Paraphaeosphaeria sporulosa
Lineage: Eukaryota; Fungi; Ascomycota; Dothideomycetes; Pleosporales; Didymosphaeriaceae
Exons: 1
Coding region: 315-770 (151 amino acids)
Biological process (GO): ubiquinone biosynthetic process
Cellular component (GO): mitochondrial inner membrane
Molecular function (GO): 4-hydroxybenzoate polyprenyltransferase activity
Source: RefSeq, a predicted model, not a curated record
GACCCGUAUCGUUUCUGUCAAGGAAUAUCCGUGAUAUCGUCGAUAUCACUCGUCCUUACCACACGGCUCCGAUUUUUUUGAUAUAUUUUCCUUAUUUAUACGGUAUCCUUUACGCCUCAAUUCGUCUAAAGGCCGCCUACCACGCCGUCUUCCAGCAAUGCUGUGUGUUGCUCUCAGGCUCUGUGUUCUUCUCUAAUGCUGCCCAUAUCUGGAACGACAUCAUCGACAAGCCCUUAGACGCAUAAAACCCACGAACACGCGCACGGCCGAUACCGCGAGGAGCGGUAUCUAUACCAUGGGCCUUGCUAUUCUGUAUGACGCAGGCAUUACUUGCUGCUUCAUGUUUCAGUCUUUUUCCUCAUGCAUACAGUGCAACGUAUGUAAUUCUGGACAUUGUUGUGACGGCAUAUUAUCCAUUCAGCAAACGGCAUUCGAACUACCCGCAAUUUGUUCUAGGAUUUUGCAUCGCGUAUGGCGUGGUUGUUGGUGCUCUAUCAACGGGGAUAGUGCCUAUUACUGCAUGGGGUGGACUCUUCUCAGUGGAUCCGCAGUUGUUGUCUUUGUUUCUCGCAAUCUUGUUCUGGACGGUAAUAUUCGAUACGGUAUAUGCGCACCUAGAUGUUCAUAUUGACGCGCUAAUGGGCGUUGGUAGCACGGCUAUGCGCUUCAGACACUGCGCAAGGAGAUUCCUAGCCACGCAACUUUUUUGUAUGAUUUGUGCACUUGUUGUAUUAGGUGUUGCCGGAGAUUUUGGUGCGGCAUAUGGUUAAUUCGUUGUUGGAGGUUCGUUAUCAUCUUUAGGAUUGUUGUUGUUGCGCGUGGAUCUUGAGAAUUGUGGAAGCUGUUGGUGGUGGUUCGGAACAGGAUUUUGGUACACCGCUGGUGUUUUCUUUACUGGACUGCUGAUAGAGUAUGUCCUAGCUCAGUGACUUAUAUUCGUACUUGCGCAGAGUGUCAUAACUUUAAGUCAUGCCUUUCGCAAGCUCCACCUGUACCAUCCAGGGCUCUGUACUUGCUUGAGAUCAUGUAGCGGAUAGCAGGAAUGCUUUCACCUUAGAAACAGUGCUUGAAUUCGAUGUUGAGUUGCGUCAGAGUGGAGCAAUUGGCGUUUUAGAAAUGACUGCUCGAUGUUAAGAUCGAUGUGUUUAGUUAUGUGAUGAGGAUGUGGAGUUCAUG